Messenger RNA from Colletes gigas, 3702 nucleotides. It is a transcript of the gene PEK, whose product is annotated as eukaryotic translation initiation factor 2-alpha kinase. The transcript has 13 exons. Gene Ontology annotation, molecular function: ATP binding; protein binding; protein kinase activity. The record is from RefSeq and is a predicted model, not a curated record. Bases 144 to 3086 code for a protein of 980 amino acids. Lineage: Eukaryota; Metazoa; Arthropoda; Insecta; Hymenoptera; Colletidae. Gene Ontology annotation, biological process: protein phosphorylation.
CCAUGGUUCAUCGGUGUGCACCGAAUAACCAGUAUUUAUCGUAUUUUAAUCGAAUAUCACGAUAAAAUUUCGUGUCAGUUAUUUUACGGGAAUAUUCAACCAAAAUGCAGUAUUUAAGCAAUCAAUCGUUUCGUAUGUAGAAAAUGUCUGACAUACAUUUACAGAAACGAAUAUGGUUUCAUUUGUUAUGUAUAAUUUUGUUCGUAUUUCCGCUGGUUGACAACAAUGAUACAAAGCAGUUGAUAUCUUGCGAACAGAAACCUUCACGCAGUUUAUUAUUCGUGAGUACGUUAGAUGGAAAAAUAUCUGCUCUAGAUGCAAAUAAUCUAGGAAAAAAACAAUGGACCUUGGAUUUGAAUGGAGGACCUAUGUUAUCGUCAAAUAUUCAUCAUACAGAACUUAAUAAUGAUGGACAGUGGGUUCGUUUGAUACCAUCGCUAAGAGGUGGAUUAUAUAAAUUCGAUGGUGAAAAUUUAGAAUCAAUACCAAUAUCUGCAGUACAGUUGUUACAUUCGUCCUUUCGUUACUCCGAGGAUUUAGUAUUUUCUGGUGGCAGAGAAGUGAAUUCAUAUGGCGUUUCAAGUGCAACAGGAAAAGUGUUAUAUGAAUGUGGAAUUAAUGGUUGUACUAACACAAAUGGAGAUUCAUAUAUUGAACAAGAUGUGCUUAUUGUUCGACGAUAUCAACAGACAGUAAGAGCCGUUGAACCUCGUACUGGUAUCGAAAGAUGGAACUUCAGUGUUGGGCAGCAUGAUUUAGUAUCCAUUUCUAAUUCUAAUAUUUAUUGUCAAAAUGAUAAGGAAGCUCAUACUCUAGAUAUUGAAAUUAAAGUUGUCGUGCCUGAUGGUUUAAUCUGGGCUACCAAUAGAAACAAUCCUAAAAUAAAAUUGUGGCAGUAUAAGUUUAAUUCUCCGAUCGUUACCAUAUGGCGUGAAGAUGCAAGUAAAAGUAACGAAAACAACAAUUUGAAGGAAAUUAAUUUAUUUGAUAGUAUGGAAUGGUUACGGGGAACAGAAUUUUCAACUAGCCCAGGUAUUUAUUUGGGUGUACACGACAGGCAAUUAUAUGUGCAAGAAAAUGCAAAACUGUACAAAUCAUUAGAAGUAUUACCAACAUACACGCAACAUUUAACAUAUCCAUGGCAGCCACAUCUUGCUGCUAUUGGUAAUACAAUUGUAAAGGCUCUUCCAGGUCCAGAAAGCAAUAAUAAUAAUGAUGAUAAUGCUUUGCUUAAAGUAAAUGAUACACAAAGUCCUACUGCAUUGUCAGUUUUAUAUAAUUCGGAAUAUAUAAACGGAAAUGGAUUUUAUCUAUAUUCGCAAGAUCAGUUGCAAGUAGAUAACGACAAACAAUGUAAUCGUACUAAUAUAAAUUCGAUGCUCAUCGCGGAAGAGAAAAAGUUGUUUAUGUCAAAUAAUACUCUUGAAGAGGAUGACACACCUGUUCAAAUAAUAAUUGUUUCAUUAUGGUAUUGGUGGAAAGAAGUUUUAAUUAUUUCAAUUACCACAGCGAUUCUACUUAAUUUCGUGUUAACGCAACGUCUAUUAAAUGCUACUACAGUCGUUAAAGAUGCAGUACUUCCGCCGUUAAUAGUGGAGAGGCACAUUGAGACAAAUAAAACUAGUUUUCGAAUAAUCAAUGAUAAAGAAAGCAUCGAUAAGUUUAAGUCACGUUAUCUCACAGAUUUUGAGCCAGUAGACUGUUUAGGAAAAGGAGGCUAUGGUGUUGUUUUCGAAGCAAAGAAUAAAAUAGACGAUUGUAAUUACGCUAUUAAAAGGAUUGCUUUACCAAAUAGUCAAUCUUCGAGAGAACGUGUAAUGCGAGAAGUAAAAGCAUUAGCCAAAUUGGAUCAUCAAAAUAUUGUAAGAUAUUUCAAUGCAUGGUUGGAAUGUCCGCCUGCAGGAUGGCAAGAGAAACAUGAUCCGGAAUGGAUAAACAAAUUAAUAUUACCAACAGAUCUUACAUCUCAUGCUGAAGCGAAAGUUAAUAAUUUCGUUUGCAUAAAUGUUUCUCAAACCGAUCAGUCGUCAGUUGAGAGUGCUUGUGAAGCUUACGAUGCAUUGCAUAAUUCCGAUUUGGACGAAGACUCCUUAGUUGUUUUUGAAAAAUCCCAUUCGACUUAUCUAAACAAAGAUGUAAUCGAUAUUAGUAAUUACAGUACUGAAAGUUCGAAUUUAUCACGUUCGAAUAAUGUAACCGGAAAAGUAUUAUCGAAAAUCGACGACUGUACAGGCUCCGAUAGCAUCGUGUUCAAAGACACGAACAGUAAUAAGCAUUCGGAAAAAGACGAAAAUAGGAAACGUCAGAGAUCAUUUUCCUUAGAUUUGAAUAAUAAAUCAAAUACGCGCAAGUCGCCGAAAAUGUUCCUUUACAUACAGAUGCAACUGUGCCAAAGGCUAAGUCUUAGGGAUUGGCUGAAAAACCAAUCGGUACAAGAUUAUCGCCAUGUAUUAAAUAUAUUUCAACAAAUAGUCGAAGCUGUGGAGUAUGUUCAUUUGCAAGGGCUUAUUCAUCGUGAUUUGAAGCCUUCGAACAUAUUCUUUUCUUUCGAUAAUAAGAUAAAAGUUGGUGAUUUUGGUCUUGUAACCGCAAUGACAGAAGGGUAUGAUGAAACUCAUACUCCACCUUCGCAAAACGAAAACAUUACUUUAAAGAACAGUUUGCACACUGCAUACGUGGGCACUCAUCUUUAUAUGUCUCCUGAGCAAAUGAAAGGGCAAUGCUACAAUUACAAAGUUGAUAUUUAUUCCUUAGGAAUAAUUUUGUUUGAACUUCUUAUUCCAUUUGUUACUGAAAUGGAGAGAAUAACUACCCUCAUAAAUUUGAGGAAGUCAUUGUUUCCAAAAGAUUUUGAUGCUAAUCAUCCAGCGGAGUAUAAUUUAUUAAAAAUGAUGUUGGAUGAAAAUCCUAGCAACAGACCUACGACUUUAGGUAUUAAGGCAAGAGCACCAUUAAUAAAUUAUGAAAUAGCCAAUGGAUUGGGCAUUAAUGAAGAUUCAAAAUGGCAUUUUGAACUUCCUCAAUUAACGAGACAUUCCUCUAUGACUAAUGCUAGUAGCAGUGAAUCUUGGGAAAAUAUUACUUGAGUAAUUAUACUCGUAUAAUUGAUGUAAGUAUCGCAAGAGACGCAGAAAUACAUUCUAUUAUUUAUUUCAUUCAUUCAUUUACAACAAAAAAAAAAAAAAUGAAUUUGUUUUGCAAGUGUGAAUUCAAUUUACAAAAAAUUGAAUUUGAAGUGCAAAAUCUGUGUAUUUCAUUAUAAAACAGCAUUUAUUCCGAAUUACUAAACAAUAAAUGAUCCAAAAAUGGUAUAUAAAUUCUGUCUCAGUAAAGUUUUGUUGACUAUAUCUUUAUAAAUCAUAAUUACUAACGUGUAAAUGACAAGUCAGAUACUUUAUCACUUAUUAAAUGAUCGACUCCCAUAAUGUAGAGUCUUAUGUUGUAUUGCAUCCAAGUGUAAAUACCAACUGCCACCGAUAUUUGUAUAAAUAUAUUUUUUAAAUUUUAAUUCGUGUAAUCUUAAAUAUUUUUCUACUAAAAAUGAUAUUAUUUCAUAUUACUAUGGCUUAGAAAAUGUUAAUGUUAUUUCUUAAGUAUAUUGUUAAGCGUUAUAGUUUUAUUGUUACAAUUCGUAAUGAAUAUAAAUCUAAAUCUAUUUCUUCAAAAAGAGUAAAGAAGUUCUCCCGUUCCUUAUACUCUUUA